This is a messenger RNA of Castor canadensis (American beaver), 1672 nucleotides long. RefSeq names its product family with sequence similarity 43 member B (gene Fam43b). The record is from RefSeq and is a predicted model, not a curated record. NCBI's taxonomy places the organism in Eukaryota, Metazoa, Chordata, Mammalia, Rodentia, Castoridae.
AUGCUGCCCUGGAGACGUAAUAAAUUCGUGCUGGUGGAGGACGAGGCCAAGUGCAAGGCGAAAAGCCUGAACCCAGGGCUCGCCUACACGUCGCUGCUCUCCAGCUUCCUGCGCUCCUGCCCGGACUUGCUGCCCGACUGGCCGCUGGAGCGCCUGGGCCGCGUGUUCCGCAGCCGGCGCCAGAAAGUGGAGCUCAACAAGGAGGACCCGACCUACACAGUGUGGUACCUGGGCAACGCCGUCACCCUGUACGCCAAGGGUGAUGGCUGCACCGACGACGCCGUGGGCAAGAUCUGGGCGCGCUGCGGGCCGGGUGGGGGCACCAAGAUGAAGCUGACACUCGGGCCGCACGGAAUCCGCAUGCAGCCGUGCGAUCGCGGCGCCGCAGGGGGCUCGGGGGGCCGCAGACCCGCGCACGCCUACCUGCUGCCGCGCAUCACCUACUGCGCGGCGGACGGGCGCCACCCGCGCGUCUUUGCCUGGGUCUACCGCCACCAGGCGCGCCACAAGGCCGUGGUGCUGCGCUGCCACGCCGUGCUGCUGGCGCGAGCGCACAAGGCGCGCGCCCUGGCCCGCCUGCUCCGCCAGACCGCGCUGGCGGCCUUCAGCGACUUCAAGAGGCUGCAGCGCCAGAACGACGCGCGCCACGUGCGCCAGCAGCAUCUCCGCGCCGGGGGCGCCGCAGCCUCGGUGCCGCGCGCCCCGCUGCGCCGCCUGCUCAAUGCCAAGUGCGCCUACCGGCCGCCGCCGACCGAGCGUGGCCGCGGGGCGCCGCGCCUCAGCAGCAUCCAGGAGGAGGACGAAGAGGAGGAGGAGGAGGAGGAGGACGCGGAAGAGCGCCAAGGAGGAGCCUCCCAGCGCGAGCGGCCAGAGGUGCUCAGCCUGGCCCGGGAGCUGAGGACGUGCAGCCUGCGGGGCGCCCCGGCCCCUCCGCCGCCCGUGCAGCCCCGCCGCUGGAAGGCGAGCCCCAGAGAGCGGGCGGGCCAGGCGCGCUGAGCCCCGAUGGACGAUGGACGAGGACUUGCGGCCCCAGACCCGGCCCUCCAGACUUACAGCCUCCGACCCGGCCCGGCCCGCUUCGGUCUCCCGGUCUCCCAUUCUGCCUCCCUUGUGGUCUCUGUUGUUGUCGCCUCGCCCCUCAUCCUGGCUCAGGAUGACGCCUGAAAUGCCCUUGGUUAUUGGGGGAUGUUCACCCCUCCCCACGUCCGGAGUUUUCCCGGCCCUCCACUGUGGAACUGCUCCCCGUGCUUUACGCCAUGUCUUCUUGCCCACACUCCUCCCUGCUCCCUCCCAAGCAUCCUCUAGAAGAAGGGAAGAAGUUUCCAGAAACAAAAAGGGGGGACUGGACCUUGGCCAGAGUGGAGGCAGUGACUCUGCCCCCUUGUCAUAAGCACUAUCCUGGAGGGCAUUCUUGCAGGGAACGGAUGAGUGGCUCGGGAGGGCUGAGGCCAGGCCCGUCAUGGACACUGGGUCUGAGUCUUUACCCACUGGGAUGAAUUCUGCACUUUCUAUCAGGCCUUUCUGUCUCUUGGAGGACCCCGGGACUUCACUGCUCCACCUCUGGAGAAGACUGGGAUGGUCCUACCUACCUACUAGUGUCAAAGGACAGGCUGGGCAGGGUAACCAGGCAGCUGCCCAAGCUGCUGGCAUUCCCUCAAGAUUCCUCACUUAC